Molecule: messenger RNA, 561 nt
Organism: Dictyostelium discoideum AX4
Lineage: Eukaryota; Evosea; Eumycetozoa; Dictyosteliales; Dictyosteliaceae
Exons: 2
Coding region: 1-561 (186 amino acids)
Source: RefSeq, a predicted model, not a curated record
AUGGCAGCACUCGAAGUUUUAUUCAUUUUAUUUGUUUCAAUUGCAAGUUCAUUAGCAUCAGAAGGUGUAUCAUGGUUACUUGUAUAUAGAACAGAAAACUAUAAAAGAGGAAAAGCAAACAUUGAUAGAUUACAAAUUCAAUUAGAUAAAUUAGUAGAUCAAGAAUCUGAAACUUCUUCAUUAUCAAAAAAAGGAAAUAAAGAUAAAAAGAUUGAAAAAAUUGAAGAACAAUUAAAAAUUGCAAAUAAAGAAUUAUCAUUCUCAAAAAUGAAAUCAAUGUUUGCUGUUGCAAUUUCAAUGAUUGCAUUAUUUAGUUAUUUAAAUAGAAUUUUUGAUGGAGUUGUUGUUUGUAAAUUACCAUUUGUACCAAUUGGAUUUUUACAAGGUAUUUCACAUAGAACUAUUGCAGGUGAUGAUUAUACAGAUUGUUCAAUGACUUUUAUUUAUGCAAUUUGCUCGAUGUUUAUUAGAAAUAAUAUUCAAUUAAUUCUUGGUACUGCUCCACCAAAAACAAAACAAGCUAAUCCAUGGGCAUUACCAGAAGAAAAGAAAACAAGAUAA